Molecule: messenger RNA, 1476 nt
Organism: Lithohypha guttulata
Lineage: Eukaryota; Fungi; Ascomycota; Eurotiomycetes; Chaetothyriales; Trichomeriaceae
Exons: 2
Coding region: 1-1476 (491 amino acids)
Biological process (GO): peroxisome organization
Cellular component (GO): peroxisomal membrane
Source: RefSeq, a predicted model, not a curated record
AUGAUUGCGAAGGAGGAAGGCACGAGUAAAUGCCCACCACUUCCUGCUCCUUUGGAAGUCACGCUUGCUAGAGGCAGUGCUGGUCACCACGCGCACGCCGCUAGCAAGUCAAUCCGGUCUCGACUGAGUGGUUGCUGUGCAAGGUGCAGCGAGAUGGCAGCUGCAUCGAUAUGGCAGGCGGCCAACGCGACAUUACGAUCGUGCGCUGCCGCGUCGUCAGAACUACCUCAGAAAGUUAAGAAUUUACCAGAGAUGUACGCUGAAUACGUCGCGUCAAACGCACAGUCUGUUGGCCAGGUCGAAAGCACAUUACGAUCCUUGACCUAUCUUCUGCCCGGUGCACGACUCAACGACUCGGAACUGCCUGCGGAGUCUGUUCACACUUUCGUGCAAUUGCUCUCCAUAUACCACGACCACCUCCUGAAAAAGCGUGCCAAAGAAGCCGCUUCCAAAUCCUCCUCGUCGGAGAGCGUUAAAGUCAGACCCUCUCGCCAUGCCAGAUAUACUAUGUUCUGGGCCGACUCAUCUACACUAUACGAAAAAGUAGCGACUAUCUUGAAGGUUGUGCAAUACACCGAAUUGCUAUGUGAGAUGACGGCUCGAAAGAGAGGCGGCGAGCGCUCUCGAUGGCGUGUCGUCGUCUUCCUCGAGUCCUUCAAGGCUCUUCUGCGCAUGAUUCUACUGCGAUUGACCAACUCUCGUCCUGUCGUCACCCCACCACUCCCACUCCGAGAUGACUUUGCUCCUGCUGAUCAGAAAGGAGAUUUGUCGACGGAGGUCCUCUCGGAAGACGACCUGAAACUGCUCGAUCCUAUUCCGUUCGAGCCCAGAGAGGCUUUCAGCGAGACUGGAAUUCUCACUCCUCCUAUGUCCGACUCUGACAAAAUUUCAAUACAUCACAAUCCAGCUGAUCCCUUUCUACUACCGAGGACUGGCUUUACUAUGCCUUCUAUGCCAUCGCCGGAUUAUGUGUCUUCCUAUCUCUUCGAGCAUAUCAUCACUCCUGACGAUAUCAAGCCCGUCAAACAGCUUGUUCAUCGUCUCACUUCUUUCCAAGGACAAGCCGCGGAAGUUCUGUACAUAUUGCGCCCACUUAUCUAUGCCAUUUUAGUGCAACGAUUAGCUCGGCAAUAUGGCUACGAAGGCUCAAAAUGGAAGCGAAACUGGUCACCCUGGCUGAUCGGCCUGACAGUUGAAUACUUUGCCCGACAACUUGCAAAGCAUGAUCUGGCCUCGAGAGUUCCAGGAGCACGAAACGGGCUGUCGGCUCUUGAACGGGAUGAAUUCACCAAGCGAGGUUGGAACAUAGCUUGGUGGGGGAUGCGAGGUGCUUUCUACGAAAACGUCACAAAACGUGCCGUUAUGAAGGUUUCUGGUGGUCUGAAAGGCAAACCGUUGCUAGACCUGGUUGGUGGAGUGAUAGAGGACUACGAGUACCUAUGGGGUAACUACUGGUUCAGUACAUCCACCAUGUAA